AUGGCGGGCAUCACAUCCCUCCCAGAACCCAUCACAAUGUCGAAAGAGAUGGCUGUUAACACUGAGGGCAUCCACGUCGAGAAAGUCUCGGAGCACGAACAACUUGUCGCAAGACUCAACAAUCUCGACCCACCGAUAACGCCAGAAGAAGUCAAGCAGGUGAGGAGAAAAAUCGACCUGCGUCUCCCACCGUUCCUUAUGGUCCUGUACAUCUUCACAUGGCUUGACCGUGGAGCCUUGGGUAACGCCGUUCUUAUGAACAUCAAAACAGACCUCAAUCUCUCCGGAGCCCAAUACAGUCUCGCCGUGAGCACGUUCUUUGUUGGCACCUGCGUGGCUGAUUGUUUUACCAAUAUUGGGAUGCGAUAUAUUCGUCCAAGUCUCUAUUUGUCUGGAGCCAUGAUCGUCUGGGGUAUCAUGGCGACACUGCAAGCGGUCGCGGGUGGCGCCUCGGGUUUAUAUGCCAUCAGGUUCUUCCUGGGUAUCUUCGAGGCUGCAUUUAUUUCGGGCGCUCCGUACUUGACAACCGAAUGGGGCAAGCGAAUUUGCAUCUAUCUCUCUGCAACACCCAUCGCCGGAGCCUUCGGCGGCUGGAUCGCGUGGGGCGUGGCUCACAUUAGCAGCCACAGCAUUGAAAACUGGCAGAUCCUCUUCAUUCUGGAGGGAUUACUAACCAUUGUCUUUGGUAUUCUCUGUGUCUGGGUCCUACCCGAUCGGCCUCACAACACUCGCUGGCUCACCCCUCGAGAACGAGAUGUGGCAGAUUGGAGGAUGAUGAAUGAUGGUAAUCGCACACACGGCAAGGUUCACUGGGCUGUCGUCGCCAAACAGCUCAAGGACUGGCGCAUGUGGAUGAACAUUGCCAUCUACAUGUGUCAGGUCAUCUCCACGUACACCAUUGCAACAUUCACGCCAAUAAUCGUCAACACAAUGGGGUUCGACAAGGUCAAGGCUCAGCUGAUGGUCGCUCCACCAUACUGCGUCGCGUUCGUAAUGGUCUUUGUGGUGGGCUAUUUCUCGGACCGCUUCAAGUCUUGCUCUGGCAUUUUGGUGAUCAACUCCAUUGUCGCCGCCGCCGGCGACCUCAUGCUUGUGCUCCUGCCGUCAAGGUACAAUCACGCGCGCUACGGGGCUACUUUCCUGACCCUCACCGGAAUCUUAUCCGGUGUUACCCUCUCAGUCGGUAACAUCACGAGCAACUGCUGUGGUGACAUCAAAAAGGCCAUUGCAGCUGGUCUUUUCCAGGCCUUCGGGUCGACCAUGGGAGUAGCAACAGGCUAUUUGUUCCCGGCGAAGGACGGACCGGAGUACAAGACUGGGUUUUGGGUCUUGUUCGCAUGCACCUGUUUCACUGGCACGGGCUCUGCCAUUAUGACGAUCAUCAACAUCCGUGAAAACAAGAGGCGGGACGCGCUGAGUGGGCCGCCGCCGACAGAUCGAGUUAUUGACUUUGACGAGGAUGGCUUGAUGGAGAAACAUCCGCAUUGGAGGUAUUAUAGGUGA
Messenger RNA from Cladophialophora psammophila CBS 110553, 1503 nucleotides. RefSeq lists its product as uncharacterized. Bases 1 to 1503 code for a protein of 500 amino acids. The transcript is spliced from 4 exons. Lineage: Eukaryota; Fungi; Ascomycota; Eurotiomycetes; Chaetothyriales; Herpotrichiellaceae. Gene Ontology annotation, biological process: transmembrane transport. The record is from RefSeq and is a predicted model, not a curated record. Gene Ontology annotation, molecular function: transmembrane transporter activity. Gene Ontology annotation, cellular component: membrane.